AUGGCUUCGAUUAAUAUUCGUUGUAUUCCGGAUAAUUCAUAUGCAAUUAUCGGUGUAGUAAAUAAUAAAAGAGCUCGAUUCGAAAUUGAAACAAAGAAAAAUGAAGAAAAUGCUGAAGCAACAAAACGAAAUCCAAUCAAUCUGGUAUUAGUACUUGAUCGUAGUGGUUCAAUGGAAUCAAAUAAUAAAUUAGAAUUUGCAAAAAAAGCUGUUAUAUCGGUACUUGAUUUGCUUCAUGAUGACGAUGUUGUACAUCUCGUUGCUUAUGAUGAUAGUGUUUGGAAUGUCUUCGAAAAUGCACGUGCAUCAACUCGUCAAGUUCUUUAUUCAGUUGUAAAUGGAAUUAAGACUGGCGGUAGUACUUUCUUAUCCGGUGGUAUUGAAGCAGGUGCAAAACUUUUUGAAAAAUAUGUACAUCCUGGAUAUUCCAAACGUAUGUUCGUCUUAUCAGAUGGAUUGGCUAAUGUUGGAUUACAAACAAAAGAUGAAAUCAUGAAAGCUGUUACAAAAUAUAACGAAAAUGGAAUUAUUAUCGAUUCAUUUGGUGUUGGAGAAGAUUUUGAUGAAGCAAUGAUGAAGGGUAUUGCUGAAGCUGGACGUGGUCAAUUCUUUUUCCUUGAAUCAGCUGAAGUUAUUGUAACAUUGAUAACAAAAGCACUUCAGAGUGUUUUUGAUGUUUGUGGAACAAAAGCUCAACUAAUAAUUCGUGGUCGUAAUGAUGCCAUCGUAACAAAAAUAUGGGGUCAUGAAAACAUUGCACUUGGUGCAAAUCUUGGCGAUCUUCAUGCCGAUAAUCUUCGUGCUAUUCUCUGUGAUUUUACAGCUUCUGCAACAGUACCUGAUGGUACUGAAGUUGAAGUUCUCGACUAUCAAUUGAAAUACAAUCGUCCUGAUGAUGUUGAAGGAGAACCAUUAAUAGUUAGUGGUCAACUAUCAUUAACAUUCGUUAAUGAUGAAUCAUUUAUUCAAGAAAUUCAUCCAAAAGUAAAAAUUUUGCAUACUGUUCAAGUUGCAGGAGAAAUGGAUGAUCGAAUUGCUCAAUUGAUAGAUAGUAACAAAAGAGAUGAUGCUAUUGCAUUAAUUACUGAACAAAUUAAUCUUCUCAGACAAGUAGAACAUUUGGAUGACGAGAGAGACAUGUUUAUUAGUACUACGAAACGUUUUAUUACACGUCCACAAAUCACUUGGAUUAUAUUUCAAUUUAAAAAACGAUAUAAUUCGACAACAUCAUCAACAAAAUUAACUUCAAGUUAUUUUCAUCAUGUUUCAUCACUUCCAUUUGUGUAUAAAACAUUAAGUCAAAGUUUUGAUGAAACAGCUGCUAAAUAUCCUGAUCAUGAAUGUUAUAUUUUUAAAAGUGAACAAAAACGAUAUACAUUUAAAUUAUUAAAAGAUGAAGUUGAUAGUUUAGCUGCAUCUCUUAUGGAAUUAGGCUUUGAAAAAGGUGAUCGAUUUGCUGUUUGGUUACCAAAUACAUCAGAAAAUGUUGCAAUGUCAUUUGCUGCAUCUAAAUUAGGUCUUAUCAAAGUAAAUAUAAAUCCAGCUUAUGUUGGACGUGAACUUGAAUAUUGUAUAAAUAAAGUUGGAUGUAAAGGUCUUUUACUUUCACCAACAGUUAAAAUUAUCGAAUCAUUAUCAAUAUUUCGUCGACUUGUACCAGAACUUGAUCAACAUUCAAUAUCUCGAGAACUUUCAUCAAAACUAUUACCAACAUUAAAACAUGUUAUUCUAACUGGUAAACAAUCAUCUAUAUCUGGACUACAUUCAUAUAAUAAUUUAAUUGAACAAGGUAAAAAAUUAUCACAUACUGAAUUAAAUGAACGACAAGCAUCUAUUAAUCCUGAUUCACCUGUUGCAAUAUAUUAUACAUCAGGUACAACCGGUCAACCAAAAGCAGCAACAUUAACUAAUUUUGGUAUACUCAAUUUAGUUCAUGCUCAAUGGGAACAUCUUGGACCUUACUUUACUCGUCUUUGUGUUCCUAUUCCAUUCUUUCAUAUUUUUGCAGAAGUUGUCGGUGUACUUAAUACUGCUGUAGCAAAAUGUCAAAUUAUUGUUCCAGCUAUUUUACCUGAUACAGUUUCAACAAUGAAAGCUAUACAUGAAGAAAAAUGUACAGCACUUAUUGGUGCACCAAUUAUCUUUCGAGAUAUUUUAACACAUCCAGAUAAAAAAAAAUAUAAUUUAAGUUCAUUAGUCUAUUCUGCACUUGGUGCAAGUCCAAUGCAUUGUGAUUUUUUACGUCAAUUAGAAAACGAAAUUCCAGUUACACGUGCUGCUCAAGGUUAUGGAAUGACAGAAAAUGCUGCAUUACUUACAAGUGGUAUGUGGGCUGGUGAUGAAGAUCCAAAACGUCGUUUAGGAUCUCUUGGACGAUGUAUGCAACGUUUAGAAAUUAAAGUUGCUGAUCGAGAAGGAAAUGCUGUACCUAUUGGACAACAAGGAGAAAUUUGGGCAAGAGGUUAUCCAAUUAUGAUUGGGUAUUAUGGUGAUCCAGAGAAAACCAAAGAAGCGUUAACAUCAUCAGGAUGGCUUCGAACAGGUGAUCAAGCAACUAUGGAUGAAGAUGGUUAUCUUUAUUUUGUUGGACGUCAAAAAGAAAUGAUUAUUCGUGGUGGUAUUAAUAUUUAUCCAAUUGAAAUUGAAAAUACAAUAAUUGAACAUCCAAGUGUUGCUGAAGCACAAGUUUUUUCUAUUCCUGAUGAACGUCAUGGUGAAGAAGUAUGUGCAUGGAUUAAAUUAAAACCAGAUGCAUCUUCAUGUCAAAUAGAAGAUAUUAAAAAAUUUCUUGCUGAUAAAUUAGCAUUUUUUAAAAUUCCAAAAUAUAUUCGAUUUGUUGAUAAAUUUAUUAUGACACCAACAGGAAAAGUACAAAAAUUUAAAUUAUCUGAAUCAAUGGUCAAUGAAUUGAAAGAAGCAAAAAAAUAA
Molecule: messenger RNA, 2928 nt
Organism: Rotaria sordida
Lineage: Eukaryota; Metazoa; Rotifera; Eurotatoria; Philodinida; Philodinidae
Source: the annotation of a GenBank genome assembly